AUGAAACAAUAUCAAAGCAAAAUAAGAAAGGAUCUCUUAUUAUCUACAGGUGAAACUAUACAAAUAUCAGUAGAAAACUUAGGAGAUGAUGAUAUAAUGGAAGAAAAGUUACAAAAUACUUGUGGAAGUAAUGCUGGUGCAGGAAGUGAUUUUUUCCAUAUAUAUAGAAAGCAAAAAGAAGCUGAGAAUGAGAGAAUCCAUAAAAUGGAACUCAAACGGAAGGAGGAAAAAGAACAAAAAGAAUUUGAUGAGCGUAGAAGUGAUAGAAUCUCAGCUUUUCUAAAAUCUACACUAAAAAAGUCGGAAAGUAGAAAAAAAAAGAAAUUAAAAAAGUCUAAACAAAAACGAGUAAUAGCAGUACCCAAAUAA
Cryptosporidium muris RN66 is the source of this 369-nucleotide messenger RNA. RefSeq lists its product as uncharacterized. Gene Ontology annotation, cellular component: nucleolus. The record is from RefSeq and is a predicted model, not a curated record. Gene Ontology annotation, biological process: negative regulation of protein kinase activity. The transcript has a single exon. The coding region runs from base 1 to 369 and encodes 122 amino acids. Lineage: Eukaryota; Apicomplexa; Conoidasida; Eucoccidiorida; Cryptosporidiidae. Gene Ontology annotation, molecular function: double-stranded RNA binding; protein kinase inhibitor activity; protein kinase binding.